Molecule: messenger RNA, 357 nt
Organism: Gryllus bimaculatus (two-spotted cricket)
Lineage: Eukaryota; Metazoa; Arthropoda; Insecta; Orthoptera; Gryllidae
Source: the annotation of a GenBank genome assembly
CCUCUGUACUGGCGCUACGCCGGGCCGCGGGGCGCUGGCGCUGGCGCGGGCGCGGGCGCGGGCGCCGGGAGGGGCUACCCGCGCGCUGUGAGCGCGUGGAGGGGCGUGCCGGCGCCGCCCGACGCCGCCCUUGCCUUCCGAGGACACACCUACUUCUUCAAGGGCGACUCCUACGUGCGCUUCAACGACUCGGCCUUCGCGGAGGCGUGGCCGCCGUUCCCGCGACCCAUCGCGCGCUGGUGGUUCAAGUGCCGCUCCGCCCACCCGCCCUCACCACCGCCCACGCCCAGCAUGCAGCCUUCAGAGGACGCACUAAGCGGCCUUCUACACGCGCUGCAGCCUACCACAGAGGUUUAG